AUGGCUACGUUGCUGGCCGAACCCUUUGCACGUCUUGCAGUACUCGGCAUUGUAGACCUCCAAGAACUAGUCAACUACAUGUCUAGCCGCCUCAGAGCAGCGGGUCUCAGCUAUCUCAAUCUGCGCGAUACCAUUCCGGAGGAGGAGCGAAUGGCGUUCAGGGGAUCUCUUUGCGGGGAAUUCAUCAAGACGAUGGUGGUUUUGACUUUUGCUACCGUCCAGGGACCUGACUCGAUUACGCCGCCGCCGGUCUUUCGAAAGCUAUUCCACAUAUGCAUUGCCCACCCCGAGGUCGAAUUGGAUAUGAUGUGGUUGGAUGUUACGGUCAAGGGCGGUGAGGGGGGACCAGACGCAGUUUUGAGCGUGUACAAGGAGGCAUGGUGGUUGCCUGGUCGACCGAGGAAUUGUCCCCCCCUAUCUGCUAUCAUUGACGCGUGGCGAGAGCUGGAGGUUUUCAUGGUUUCCGAAACGCCGAAGUCACCACCUUCCCGGCUCGUUCUUUCCAAACUUUCGCUUACGAGGCUCCGGGAAGCCAGGUCACUUGUCCAGUCGUCGCUCGAUCUCAUUGAGAGAGACUUGGAAGAAACCCGAGCGGCCAUUCAGCGGGUGAGCUGCACUUUGACUGAAUACGAAAGAGAGCAGGCGAUGUUGGCAGGAAAGGGCAUAGGUUCCCUUCUGUACGGUUUACGCGCGCGAUCUCUCGAAGAGCCCAGAUACCUUGGGGGUGAUGCCCACGCAAUCUAUCUCCAUCACCAGAGGUUUUGCGCCCAUGUUGCUUCCGCCGCCGGCCAGGCGAAAUCGAUGACGCUGAGUCUAGAGGAGAGACACGCUCUUUUCGAUAUCGUUGAUGCAGAAGCGGAGGGUAUGUUUGUGUCAUACAGUCUCUUGAUCUGCACAUACAGCUCCGAAGGUGGGGGUCCCUCGAACCCACCUUUCAACCCAAUGCUUCCGCGGCUUCUCGCCAUGCUACCGACCGGCGGUUGGACCCAGGAGCGCCUUUUCAGCGGAAGCGCCUACGAAGAUCUUGGUAAACCGGCGUAUGACCUCGAUUCAAUCCCUCAGUGGGCGAAGAUGUUGGAAUCCAAAAUAUUUACGUGGGUCAGUAAGGGCUGGCCAUCGGAUGUCGAUUGGCCAUUGGAGGGUCAGGGUACAAUCCCAACCGGUUACGCCGACGUGGAGGAAGCCAAAACACUGUUAGAGGCAAGGAUGCGAUUUUUGGAAGAGCAUUGGAUGGAAUGGUCGGCGACCGAAUCGUGGGUAGAGGAGGCCUUGAGAGUGAGCAACAGGCUCGACAAACGUUGGACCGGGGAGUGGGCGUCGAAUGCAGAAGGGUGGAUUUAA
Messenger RNA from Coprinopsis cinerea okayama7#130, 1341 nucleotides. RefSeq lists its product as hypothetical. The coding region runs from base 1 to 1341 and encodes 446 amino acids. Lineage: Eukaryota; Fungi; Basidiomycota; Agaricomycetes; Agaricales; Psathyrellaceae. The record is from RefSeq and is a predicted model, not a curated record. The transcript has 4 exons.